UUCUCAUUUCCUUGUUGCAUGUGAAUAAGAAGUUCAUUAUUAUAUGAAAACAAGAAAGAGUUAAUGGCAAGUGAACCUGAGCAAUCUGUUGAAGAAUGUCUGGAAUAAUCGUAUACAUUUUAUUUGCAUCCAUUCAUGGAAUUCUUCAUGCAGCUGACAUACGACUAGUAAAUGGCUCAAAUCCAUGUGCUGGAAGAGUGGAAGUCUAUAAUAAUGGUGAAUGGGGCACAGUUUGCGAUGACAGCUGGGGAAUGGACGAUGCUGAGGUUGUCUGUAGAGAAGUGGGAUGUGGUACAGCUAUUUCAGCACCAUCUAGUGCUCACUAUGGAUCAGGGACUUUGCCAAUAGUUCUGGAUGAUGUAGCCUGCUUAGGAUCUGAAUCUUCACUUAAACAAUGUCCUUCCAGUGGAUGGAAGCAACAUAACUGUGGACAUACAGAAGAUGCAGGAGUUCAAUGCAGAGAUGAAUUACGACUAGUAAAUGGCCCAGACUCAUGCUCUGGAAGAGUAGAAGUCUUUUAUAGAAAUGAUUGGGGUACAGUUUGUGAUACUACUUGGGACAUGAAGGAUGCUGAAGUUGUCUGUAGAUACCUGGGAUGUGGAUCUGCCAUUUCAAUACCAAGAAUUACUGAAUAUGGAGAAGGAAAUGGAUCAAUAAUCCUGGAUGCUGUAAACUGUCAAGGUAAUGAAAGCAAACUGAAGGAAUGCCUUUCCAGGGAAAGGAAUUCAGGUACCUGCUCCCAUUAUCAAGAUGCUGGAGUCCGGUGCUCUGUUAAACUCCUACAGCCUACAAUUUUUAUGGAUACCAGAAGUGAAGAUGUUAAAAUGGGAGCAAAUAUCACAAUAAACUGCGCAGCUCCAGAACAGUACCCUGCCAACAUGUUUCUACUUUAUGUGUCUGACAGUGUCCUACUUAAUUCUUUUGACGUGGAGAAUCAGAGAGUAACAUUUAAAGUCAAAAACUUUUGGUGGAUAGACCACGUAAGUCUCAAUUUGUUGCUUCAUGUAAAAUAUAACUGUACAUAA
This is a messenger RNA of Protopterus annectens (West African lungfish), 1025 nucleotides long. Its product is annotated as deleted in malignant brain tumors 1 protein-like. Gene Ontology annotation, cellular component: membrane. Lineage: Eukaryota; Metazoa; Chordata; Ceratodontiformes; Protopteridae. The record is from RefSeq and is a predicted model, not a curated record. The transcript is spliced from 6 exons. Bases 96 to 1025 code for a protein of 309 amino acids.